Molecule: messenger RNA, 1770 nt
Organism: Trypanosoma cruzi
Lineage: Eukaryota; Euglenozoa; Kinetoplastea; Trypanosomatida; Trypanosomatidae
Product: dynein heavy chain, putative
Exons: 1
Biological process (GO): signal transduction; microtubule-based movement
Cellular component (GO): dynein complex
Molecular function (GO): dynein intermediate chain binding; minus-end-directed microtubule motor activity; dynein light intermediate chain binding
Source: RefSeq, a predicted model, not a curated record
AUGGAGGAACAUCAUCAACGUGUGCGCUCUGACACGCGCCACAUGUACAUCUUCUCUCGUGUGAAGGAUUUCUUUGCCUGCGGUGAUGGUGAAGUGGCAGAUCGUCUCACGCAGCAGCUUGACAAGAACUUUGUUGACGGCUCCCCGAACUUUAUGGUGGUACAUGACAUGUUGGAGGGGCGAGGCGCCAACACCCUCAUUUUCACGUAUCAGCCCGAUCCGAACGAUUCAGAGAGCACCGAAGAUGUACUCGCUGUUAUUAAUCCGCUGAAGGAAAAGAUUCCAUGCCUCUCAAAGCGUUGUGUCUAUCUUCUCCGCCCGAAUAACGGCAAAGGAAUUAGCGCCAAGGACCCCGCGCAGGUCGUGCAAGAAAUCACCAUGGGAUCUUUGGACGCGAAUAUAUUGCAAAGCUACGAGAAUCUUCUUAUGGAAGUCUACACGCCGCUCUUUAACAAGCUUGGGAAGUGGGGCAAGAACUCGAUGGCAGAACGCAACCAGUUUAUUGUUCAUCUCCUGCGGUACGCGGACCGUGUCUCGGAGUUGCAGCAGCUGCAGGGGGAAAGCUAUGUGCUAGAUCCGGUGGAUGCGGAGACGUGGAGACUGCUACAGAGUGGUGGGGUGAAUAAGCGGGGUGGCAUCAAUGACCCUGUUCUUGUGCACAACCUCGCAACAACGGUGGAGGGGUGGAUCAAGGUCGUAUACGACGUUGUGACUCGGCCGCCAAAUUAUGAAAACGAACUGAACGAUGAAAAGGCCGGCCCAAAGACGGAGAUUUCCCUCUGGAAGAAUCGUCUGGCGAAGUUGCACCUUUUGGAGGAGCAGCUGGAGACGGUUGAGUCUUCACGCGCCGUGCAGUACUUGCGUGAGGCGAAGAGCCCAUUGCUGCAGCGGUGGACGGAGGUGGAUUUGGCACUCACCGAUGCCUUAACGGAGGCGCGAGAAAACGUGAAGUAUCUGCGUUCACUAGACAAGUAUCUUGAUGUAUUAUACUCCUCGGACAUUUCACAAAUUAUUAACAUCCUUCCAGCACUCAUUGCAAAUAUCCGCAUGAUGUACACGAUUGCUCGAUAUUAUUCAAGGCGGGAGUGUAUGACGGCACUGUUCUUUAAGGUUACCAACGCGAUUGUGCUGUCAUGUAAGGCGGCCAUUAAUCCAUCCGGUGUACGCAGCCGCAUCUGGGAAAGUGGGCAAGACCCUGAAAUGCUUAAAGAACUUUUGCGGCAGCUGCAGUUGAGUGUGGACUGUAACAAGGCCUACAAUGAGGAGUACAAGAAGGCACAAGAACUACUCGCUCGGAAAGAUGGAAAACAGUUUGACUUUGAUGAACUGAAGUUCAUGGGCCAUUUCAACCUCUUCACUAAACGUGUGGAUAAACUUAUCAGCGUAUUCAGUACGGUGGAUCAAUUCAUGAAGCUCAAGACCUACCAUAUUGAGCAGAUGGAAGGACUCAUUCCACGCUUUGAGGAGUACUUGGGGCAUCUGCGCGGCAAGACAACCGACAUUCUUGACAUCCAUGACAACAACAAGUUUGAUGUGGAGUUUAAAAUUUUUGAGCAUCGUAUAGCAGAACUAGAAACAUCCAUGCAGGUGGCUAUCAACUCCUCCUUUGAGAAUAUCACCUCCACCGACAACGCCCUGCAGCUUCUUGCGAAAUACCAACAUAUUCUAAAAAAUGAGGCCUUUGCCGCGGAUUUGGAGUCAAAGUACCUUGUCAUAUUCCACAGCUAUGGUAUGGAACUGGAAAAUGAUCAAAAGACAUAUGAACGGUAC